Lachancea mirantina is the source of this 3528-nucleotide messenger RNA. Lineage: Eukaryota; Fungi; Ascomycota; Saccharomycetes; Saccharomycetales; Saccharomycetaceae. The record is from the annotation of a GenBank genome assembly.
AUGUCUCUUCAACUGUCGGGGCUGAGGGACAGCUCCAACUUGCUUGGCAGCAAGAACAAGCUGCUUGUCGCAAACAGAGGUGAAAUUCCGAUCAGAAUUUUCCGUUCUGCCCACGAGCUGUCGAUGAAGACGGUGGCAGUGUAUUCUCGCGAAGACCGUCUCUCGAUGCACCGUCUCAAAGCUGACGAGGCGUACAUGAUCGGCGAACAGGGCCAGUACACACCCGUCGGUGCUUAUUUGGCGAUUGACGCGAUCCUGGACAUUGCCAAACGGCACGAGGUCGAUUUCAUUCACCCAGGUUACGGGUUUUUGUCAGAGAACUCUGAGUUUGCUAAGAAAGUUGCCGAGUCUGGAAUCACGUGGGUUGGGCCGCCUGCAGAGGUAAUCGACUCCGUCGGUGACAAAGUAUCUGCACGCAACCUGGCCGAGCGCGCCAACGUGCCCACCGUUCCCGGUACGCCCGGUCCCAUCGAGACCGUUGAAGAAGCUCAGGCUUUUGUUGCCAAGUAUGGAUUCCCUGUGAUCAUCAAGGCCGCUUACGGUGGUGGUGGCCGUGGUAUGCGUGUUGUCCGCGAGGGCGACGACAUCGCAGAUGCCUUCCAACGUGCUAAGUCUGAAGCUACGACUGCUUUUGGCAAUGGUACUUGUUUCAUCGAGCGUUUCCUUGUUCAGCCAAAGCACAUCGAGGUGCAACUUUUGGCAGACAAAUAUGGAAACGUGGUUCACCUGUUCGAAAGAGAUUGUUCUGUGCAAAGGAGACAUCAAAAAGUCGUUGAGGUUGCUCCUGCCAAGACUUUACCAAAAAGUGUGCGGGAUGCCAUUUUGACCGAUGCCGUUCGUUUGGCAAAGGAGGCUGGCUACGUCAACGCCGGUACCGCUGAAUUUUUGGUUGACAACCAAAACAGACACUACUUCAUCGAAAUCAACCCAAGAAUUCAAGUCGAGCACACCAUCACCGAAGAAAUUACUGGUAUCGAUAUCGUAGCUGCUCAAAUUCAAAUUGCUGCUGGUGCAUCGCUAGAGCAGCUGGGCCUUCUCCAAGACAAGAUCACCACACGCGGUUUUGCUAUUCAAUGUCGUAUCACAACUGAAGACCCGGCCAAAAACUUCCAACCAGAUACCGGUCGUAUUGAGGUCUAUCGUUCCGCAGGUGGUAACGGUGUUAGAUUGGACGGUGGUAACGCCUACUCGGGUGCUGUCAUCUCUCCCCACUAUGACUCUAUGCUGGUCAAGUGUUCUUGUUCGGGCUCAACUUAUGAGAUCGUCCGCCGCAAAAUGCUAAGAGCUUUGAUCGAGUUCAGAAUUAGAGGUGUGAAGACCAAUAUUCCUUUCUUGUUGACGUUGUUGACUCACCCAGUUUUCAUUAGCGGUGAGUACUGGACCACUUUUAUCGACGAUACCCCUAAAUUGUUUGAGAUGGUUUCUUCUCAAAACAGAGCCCAGAAGUUACUGCAUUAUUUGGCUGAUCUUGCCGUAAACGGAUCGUCCAUUAAGGGCCAAAUGGGUUUGCCUAAGCUGCAUACUCAGCCUACUAUUCCUCACCUACACGAUGCGCAUGGCAAUGUCGUGGACGUUCUAACCACGCCACCUCCAGCUGGCUGGAGACAGGUUCUUUUGGAGAAAGGGCCUGUCGAGUUUGCUAAAGAGGUGCGCGCAUUUCAGGGUACGUUGUUGAUGGACACCACCUGGAGAGACGCUCACCAAUCGUUGCUAGCAACCAGGGUCCGUACUUACGACCUUGCUGCUAUUGCUCCAACGACAGCCCAUGCUUUGGCCGGUGCCUUUGCAUUGGAGUGUUGGGGUGGUGCUACUUUUGAUGUGGCAAUGCGUUUCCUACACGAAGACCCUUGGGAGCGUCUGAGAACAUUGAGAAAACUCGUUCCAAACAUUCCUUUCCAAAUGUUGCUACGUGGUGCGAACGGUGUCGCCUACUCCUCUCUCCCAGACAAUGCAAUUGACCAUUUUGUUGCGCAAGCAAAGGCUAAUGGUGUUGACAUCUUCAGAGUCUUCGACGCUUUGAAUGACCUCGAACAACUCAAGGUCGGUGUCGAUGCUGUCAAGAAAGCUGGAGGUGUUGUUGAAGCUACUCUCUGUUACUCUGGUGACAUGUUGCAACCUGGCAAGAAGUACAAUCUAGAUUAUUAUCUAGAAUUGACCGAAAGGAUUGUCCAGAUGGGCACACACAUAUUAGGAAUCAAGGAUAUGGCUGGUACUUUGAAACCCUCCGCUGCUAAGCUAUUAAUUGGCUCUAUCAGGGCCAAAUUCCCAGACUUACCCAUCCAUGUCCACACCCAUGACUCUGCUGGUACUGCUGUUGCUUCAAUGGUUGCUGCCGCUUACGCAGGAGCCGAUGUGGUUGAUGUUGCCACCAACUCCAUGUCUGGCCUAACAUCUCAACCGUCAAUCAACGCUUUGCUAGCUUCUCUAGAUGGCGAGAUCGACACAAACAUUAACGUCAAUGAGGUUCGCGAGCUAGAUGCCUACUGGGCUCAAAUGAGACUAUUGUAUUCUUGCUUUGAGGCCGAUCUAAAGGGUCCAGAUCCGGAAGUUUACCAGCACGAAAUUCCUGGUGGUCAACUUACUAACCUUUUGUUCCAAGCUCAGCAGCUCGGUCUUGGCGAGCAAUGGGCAGAGACAAAGAAAACCUACCGUGAGGCUAACUACUUGCUCGGUGACUUGGUCAAAGUUACGCCAACUUCUAAAGUCGUUGGAGAUCUUGCUCAAUUUAUGGUUUCUAAUAAGUUGACUCCUGAUGACGUGAAAAGAUUGGCUUCUUCCCUCAACUUUCCUGACUCAGUUAUGGACUUCUUCGAAGGGUUAAUCGGUCAACCUUAUGGUGGUUUCCCAGAGCCACUAAGAAGCGACAUUUUGAGAAAUAAGAGAAGAAAGUUGACAUGCCGCCCUGGCUUGGAACUGGCACCUUUUGAGCUCGAGAAAAUCAAGGAGGACUUGCAAUCCAGAUUUGGGGACAUUAGUGAAUGCGAUGUUGCUUCCUACAAUAUGUAUCCAAAAGUUUACGAGGAUUUCCGCAAGAUGAGAGAAGUUUACGGAGAUCUCUCCGUUUUGCCUACCAAGAACUUUUUGUCUCCACCAAAAGUCGGCGAGGAAAUCGUUGUCACCAUCGAGCAAGGUAAAGUGCUCAUUAUCAAGCCUCAAGCUAUUGGUGAUUUGAACACAGAAACUGGCAUGAGGGAGGUGUAUUUCGAAAUGAACGGUGAACUCAGAAAGGUAGCCGUCUUGGACAAGUCACAGAAGCUUGACACAGUAACUAAACAAAAGGCUGAUGCUCAUGAUCCAUACCAAGUCGGCGCCCCAAUGGCUGGUGUUGUCAUUGAAGUGAAGGUACACAAGGGCUCUCUAGUUAAGAAGGGUCAGCCUAUUGCUGUUUUGAGUGCCAUGAAAAUGGAAAUGGUGAUUUCUUCCCCAACAGAUGGUCUAGUCAAAGACGUUUUCGUCAAGGAUGCCGAAAAUGUUGACGCUUCUGAUCUGCUGGUAUUGCUAGAAGAAUCUGUCCCACCCAAAGAAUAA